GCAUCUUAUACUUAAGCACGCUGUCUAUAAUGACGUCACGAGAUUCAAAUUUAAAUUUCUCGGCCUAGUAAGUUCUUUAAUACGAAUUAUGCCCCGAAAAAAGCGCGCCGCUAGCAGUCGCGGUGCUUACGAACGCGAUCGUAAGCGAAAAAAAGCAUCGGUGGAGAAUGAACACGAGGAAGAAAGAGAGGAUCGGCUAUCGUUCGUGUCCAGUGCGGCCGGGCACCCCGGGGACGAUGAGAUUGAAACCCCUCAUCCAAAAAAUACUACCGAUAAAUAUAAAAUGAGAAACACUUUCAAUUCAAAAAUUAGAAAAAAAUAUCGAUUCUCUGAUAUGGCUGUCAAAAAUACUACGGCAAUAUUAAAUCGCCUUCGUUCCGUUAUGAAAAAUACAAGUUACGUAAAUGAAAUAUUACAUGCCUAUAUUGUUCCUUCUGGUGAUGCUCAUCAAAGUGAAUAUAUAGCAGCACCAGACAAACGAAGAGAAUAUGUUUCCAAUUUUAGUGGGAGUGCAGGAGUGGCUGUCAUAACUGAAGAGAAAGCUGCAUUAUGGACAGAUGGAAGAUAUUUUCUUCAAGCAGAAAAAGAAUUAGAUAGUAAUUGGCUAUUAAUGAAAGAUGGAAUAACUGGAACUCCUACCCAAGGAGAAUGGCUGGCAAAGGUUUUACCUUGUGGUGGCAGAGUUGGAGUGGAUCCAUCACUUAUUUCUUAUGAUAGCUGGAAACCUUUAGCUACUCAUCUUGCUCAUUCAGGCCAUAAACUUGUUCCUAUACAACAAAAUUUAAUUGAUGUAAUUUGGGAGAAUAAACCUUCAUAUCCUGUUAAAGUUAUUGAACCGUUGCCUUUAAGUUUUGCAGGAAAAUCAUGGGAAUCAAAAGUAUCGGAAGUGCGUGAAGAAAUGACUCAAAAAGAAAGUUCAAUUUUGGUAGUUACGGCAUUGGAUGAAAUAGCAUGGCUUCUCAAUUUGCGAGGAUCAGAUAUUGAUUAUAAUCCAGUUUUCUUUUCUUAUGUUUUAUUAACAAUGGAUUCUAUAUAUUUAUUUAUUGAUUCCGAAAAAUGCACGUCGGAUGUACAUAGACAUUUACAAAGCACAUCGGGAAAUCGUGUAAAAAUUACCAUGCAACCGUAUAAUGCUAUUAGAGAUACCUUAUCAACCUUAUUGAGUCAACAGACUGGAAAAGUUUGGAUUAGCAACACAUCUAGUUAUUCUCUAGUCAGUUUAGUACCAGAGAAUCAGAGAAUUGAUUCACCCAAUCCAAUUUUAUUGAAAAAGGCCAUAAAAAAUGAUACUGAAAUUAAAUGCAUGAAUAAAGCUCAGGUUAAAGAUGCAGUUGCUGUUUGUGAAUUUUUUGCUUGGUUAGAAAAGGAAAUAGCUAUGAAUGAAGUGACAGAAUUAUCAGCGGCAGCAAAGUUGGAAGAAUUUAGGAAAGAACAAGAAAAUUUUGUCGGGCUUAGUUUUGAAACAAUAUCGGCUUCAGGUCCUAACGGUGCCAUUAUUCAUUACACGCCAUCAAAAGAGACAAACCGUGUAAUUAACAUAGAUGAAAUUUAUUUAUGUGAUUCUGGAGGGCAAUACAAAGAUGGAACAACAGAUAUUACAAGAGCUUGGCAUUUUGGAACUCCUUCAAUGUUUGAAAAAGAAUGCUAUACUAGAGUUGUUAAAGGGCAUAUUUCAAUUGCUUCUGCAAUAUUUCCUAAACUGACUAAAGGUCAAAUGCUUGAUACAUUAGCUAGGAAAGCUCUAUGGGAUGCAGGACUGGAUUAUCUUCAUGGCACAGGACAUGGAGUUGGAUCUUACUUAAAUGUACAUGAAGGACCGAUGGGUAUAAGUUGGAAGUAUCGUCCCGAUGAUCCUGGCUUACAAGAAGGCAUGGUUUUAUCUAAUGAACCAGGUUAUUAUGAAGAUGGCCAGUUUGGUAUCAGAAUAGAAAGCCUUAUGAUUGUUAAAAAAGCUGAUACAAAAUAUAAUUUUAAAGAACUUGAUUUUCUGACAUUUGAAAUCAUCACAUUAGUACCUAUCCAAACAAAAUUACUUGAGCCAUCUAUGCUUACUGCAGAAGAGUUUGAGUGGUUGGAUAAUUAUCAUCAGCUCUGCAGAGAUGUUAUCGGUAAAGAAUUAAAAAGACAAGGAAAGCUUCAAGCCCAUCAAUGGUUAUUGAAAGAAACUCAACCACUAGGAUAAAAGAUUAGAAAAAUUUUUAAGGGAAAUUUUGAAUAAAUAAUUUUCGGUAUUUUUAUAAAUUUUGUAAUAAUAAUAAUUGUAAUUGUAAAUCAGUUUCUUUGAAAUGUUGUG
Messenger RNA from Centruroides sculpturatus (bark scorpion), 2293 nucleotides. RefSeq names its product xaa-Pro aminopeptidase 1-like. NCBI's taxonomy places the organism in Eukaryota, Metazoa, Arthropoda, Arachnida, Scorpiones, Buthidae. Gene Ontology annotation, molecular function: metalloaminopeptidase activity. The transcript is spliced from 21 exons. The record is from RefSeq and is a predicted model, not a curated record. Bases 89 to 2182 code for a protein of 697 amino acids.